Molecule: messenger RNA, 1479 nt
Organism: Coccinella septempunctata (seven-spotted ladybird)
Lineage: Eukaryota; Metazoa; Arthropoda; Insecta; Coleoptera; Coccinellidae
Gene: pip
Product: heparan sulfate 2-O-sulfotransferase pipe
Exons: 8
Coding region: 98-1228 (376 amino acids)
Cellular component (GO): membrane
Molecular function (GO): sulfotransferase activity
Source: RefSeq, a predicted model, not a curated record
AUUAGUUUUGCGCGAGUUGUGCGAACUGAACUAUUUUAAGAGUUCCUGUUCAGUUUGAUAUGAUUGAACUCUUCUGAUUUUAUUAUAGACAAAGAAAAUGGACGUUUUUUACAACAGAUAUCGGCGUAUGGCUCUGCCGAAAAGAACUAGUGACCUGAUCGCACUAAUGGCAAUCUCCACAACACUCUUCCUAUUUCUACACACAAGAGAUCUGAACAUAAAAUUGAAGGAAAUGGAAGUCAAACUGCAGCCUGAAGAUGAAAUACUGACUAAUCAUAUAUCUGAUAUGGAUCCACCAGAAGGUGUUCGAGCAAUGAUGAAAUUGCUUCAAAGUACAGGAGAGGUCACAACUUUAGAACCUACAAGGUUGAACAAUACAAGAAAAGCACAGCAGGACAUAAUAUUUUUCAAUCGUGUUCCGAAAGUAGGUUCACAAACACUGAUGGAGUUAUUGCGUAGAUUGAGUAUCAAGAAUAAUUUUGGCUUCCAUCAAGAUGCUGUGCAAAGAGUUGAAACGAUAAGAUUACCUCCAGAGGAUCAAGCUGAUCUUUCUGCUCUCAUAUCGAGUUACGAACCACCAGGAGUCUUCAUAAAACAUAUCGUAUUCACAAAUUUGUCAGAUUACGGAUUUCCCGAACCGAUAUACAUCAAUAUGGUACGAGAUCCCGUGGAAAGGAUCAUAUCCUGGUAUUAUUAUGUUCGAGCACCUUGGUAUUUUGUGGAAAGGAAAAUAAUGUUCCCCGAUCUGCCUCUUCCAAAUCCAAAAUGGCUUAAAAAGGAUUUUGAGGAAUGCGUUCUUUCCGGCGAUAGAGAAUGUAGAUACGAGGAGGGUGAAUUGAGAGACGUUAGUGAUCAUAGAAGACAAUCCAUGUUCUUCUGUGGUCAUCACAGAGAAUGCUUACCUUUCAACUCGCCGGGCGCUUUGGAGAGGGCCAAGAGAGCAGUUGAGCAACAUUAUGCAGUUGUUGGAGUUUUGGAAGACCUAAACAAAACACUCACCGUCUUUGAGAAUUAUAUUCCAAGGUUCUUCGAAGGAGCUAGCGAUAUAUACUGGAAUGAAAUCAGUGUCUACAAUCCCAUCAACAAAAACUCCUUCAAACCACCAGUAAGCGAAAGAGUAAAGGAAAUAGUCAGGAGGAACUUCACAAGGGAAAUAGAAUUUUUCCAAUUCUGCAAACAGAGACUGAAUAAACAAUACUUAGCACUCAAACUUCACGACAAGAAAUAACAAUGAAUAAGAGAUUUCAAUGAUCGCCUAAUCCAGUCAAGAAUGAACGAAAAUCUACAAUGUUUCAGGGGCAGGUUAAAAACUGAAAUUGAAAAAAAAAUAUAGAAGAAAACCAUCCCAUUCAAAAAUCCCCAAAUUGUUUUUGAUGUUAAGUACUUUGUUUAUAAGCUCUUCAAAAGUAUACAUCCUUCUCUUUUUGAAUAAAGUUAUGUACGUCGUAUCGACCUAAAAAAAUUAAUAUUAAUAAUGUA